Molecule: messenger RNA, 885 nt
Organism: Prorocentrum cordatum
Lineage: Eukaryota; Dinophyceae; Prorocentrales; Prorocentraceae
Source: the annotation of a GenBank genome assembly
GCCACCUGCCUUACGCCGCGACUCGAGCUCGACCCGCCGAAGGGACUCGAGUGGGUGCUCGUGGAGGUGCCAGGGCUGGGGCGAGUGAUGCAGCUCACGAGACAUGACGUGCGCCUCGAUGAGUGGAACGCCGUGGUGCGGCUUGAGGGCGGCUGGCAGCGCGUGCUGGCGGUGGUGCCCGACGAGAAGGCCGAGCUCGUGAGGAACGCGCGAGAGGCCCACCGCGGGCGUAAGUUCGAGGAGUGGAUGGAGGAUCGAAAGGGUGACGAGGUGGCAGACUCCGUUGGGCUAGAUGAGAUCGGCGAGCGCGCGGGCGCCUUGGCGGAGCACCGCGAGCGCGCAGGCGCGCAGGAGGGGGCCGAGGAGGUCAGGACCCUCUGGAUCGUGAUGGGCGAAGCUGGGGGGCGCCAUAAGCCCUGGCGCUCGGUCGCGCGCGAGCUGAGCUCCCACCUCUUCCCAGAGAAGGGCAUCGGUCAGAAUGAGCGCGCGGCGAUCGAGAUGACCACCCUCCUGACGGCGGUUCCGCACGCGGGAUCGCAUGAUCAGCUGAACAUCGCGCCUUUGGCUUCGACGGAGGUGAUAUGCCGACGAGUCGCCCAGAUCAUAGAGGCCUACCGCGACGACCCCUCGAGGCCCAAGUGGCAGGGCCUGGAGCCAUGCACGGGCAUCGCCGGGCCGUUGCAGGUCGCCGAUCCAGGUCUAAGGAGCGCGGUUGCCCGCAAAAACAAGGAGAAGGCCGAGAUUGAGACUAUGAAGAGCAGGCUCAGCGGGCAGCCCGCCUGUAGCCAGCUCGCGGCGGACGCGGCGGAGGGGCUGCCUGGCGGCCCAUCGGGCCCGAAGGGCCCCAAGGCUGGCGGCGGCAAGGGCGGCGCAGACGGCGGCAAG